This is a messenger RNA of Acyrthosiphon pisum (pea aphid), 907 nucleotides long. RefSeq names its product protein Abitram. The coding region runs from base 256 to 825 and encodes 189 amino acids. Gene Ontology annotation, cellular component: dendrite; lamellipodium; filopodium tip. The transcript has a single exon. Lineage: Eukaryota; Metazoa; Arthropoda; Insecta; Hemiptera; Aphididae. The record is from RefSeq and is a predicted model, not a curated record. Gene Ontology annotation, molecular function: actin filament binding; actin monomer binding. Gene Ontology annotation, biological process: regulation of actin filament polymerization; dendrite morphogenesis; regulation of filopodium assembly.
UAUUAUAAUAUAAAUAUUUCAAGUUGGUACCAUUGGUUUUAAUGACAUUCAGAUAACACUUUUUGCGUUAUCAGUAGCACGUUUUUGUACACGAAAAUUAAAAGAUUUAAAUUUGAACUUCAUGCCAAUCAUUUUACCAAAACGAUUCUUUCCAACUAAUCCGUAAUAUUAAUAAUUUAUUCUGAGUGUUGACCUCAACCUAAACGUGUCCACAAAAUUAAACUUUCGCAAACCGACGUUUCGACUGUAAUAAAAAUGGACAAACCGAGUGUAUACGAUUUCGGUAUCGACGACGAUUCGGUUCCUCCGAUAGAACGAUCCGUUGACAUAACUGAAAAUGUUCCACCGACUGUCGUUCAACGAUACUUUGAAUCUCGGUACGCCACGAACGUCAACGACAAACCCAAUCAGGACUACAGUGUGUUAAUUCAUUCCAACAAUCUGUGCAUCUUAUCGCUGGCAUCCACGCAUGUUUUGAUGGGCAAGACCAUCGACAAAAUAGAUUUCCAAGUGUCUGGGAACACUGAUCGCCUCAGCAAUAAUAUGACGGGAAAAGGAAAACGAGGAGCUCAAAUUGUGCAGGCAGGGUCAACUCUGUGUAAGGUUCAUUGUUCCGACGGCGAAGAGCACAAAAUACUGUCGGCCAUUCCAGGCAAAUUAGUACAAAUGAACAGUAAACUAGCAGAUACUCCGAAUAUCAUGUUGGACAAACCAGACGAUCUUGGAUUUAUAGCGAUAGUGUUACCACAAAAACAGAGGUUUGAAAAAAUCAGAGACGGACUGUUGACCAAAGAACAAUACACUAAUAGAAAUUCUACAGUUUGACUGAAAUAUAAAAGAAUUGUUGUUUUUUUUUUACUAUUGUUAUAAAUAAAUAAAUUUCUUCAACCUAAACUUAGGAUUAUAA